UUCGCGCGUAAGAGGUUGGGAGUCAGUACAUUCAGUUUGGGGUUAAGGGAAGUGUACGGCAUGGUCGCUUGGAAAUCUGUGAUCGAGUUGGCAUAAAACUCUUGACGCAUGCGCUUCGGGGCGCAAGGUCAGGAGCGUGGCAACAAGAUUAGGAGGCAAGGGGAUGCCGGAAUGACCCAGACCCAGAUCUUUCGAAUCACGCAGUUUGUGUGAGCAUCUGAACCGGCACUGCGCAAGCUAAGGCUUCAAGGUUUUGUGGAUCUGUGAUUUGCACCAGUUUUAAUUGAACCCGGAACCAGUCAGAUCAACAACGAUGGAGGCGAUGCCGCGCCUACCUAUGGUCAGCUUCCAGCUGAAGCAGGUUCAUAAGCAGGCCUCCCUCUCCAGCUUCAUCAAACGUUGCAUUGUGACCCAGUACGGGGACGACCCGAACGCCUUCGCGGCCGAGAUGUACGAGCUGGACACGCUCCGGGCCACGGCCACGCGGCCGGCGCCCGACCUGCAGGGCCUGGCCACGCUCAAGCGCUACUUCUGCCAGCUGCAGGCGCUCGCCUGCCGCUUCCCCGAGCUGGGAGAGCGGCACAUAGAGGACCUCGUGUUCCAGUGGCAGGACCUGUACUCACUCUCGACGGUGGUGGUACACGACCCGUCGUACGAGAUGGCCGCCAUCAUGUACAACAUCGGCGCCCUGCACACGGCGCUGGGCGCCGCCGACCCCCGGCAGACGCCCGACGGCAUGAAGAUGAGCUGCACACACUUCCAGUGUGCUGUUUGGGCCUUCCAGUACGUGCAGGAGAAGCUGAGCCAGCCGAUCGGCUCCGACCUGAACCGCGGCAUGAUGCAGUUCCACAUCGAUAUCGCGCUGGCCCAGGCGCAGGAGUGCAUCCUCGAGAAGAGCAUGGUCGACAACCGCAAGGGCAUCAUCACUGCCAAAGUGGCGGCCCAGGUGGCCGACUACCACCGGGCCGCCCGGCGAUGUCUGGAGAACGCGCUCAAGACCGGCGAGUACCUCUCGGAGAACAUUGGAGACCGCAGAAUGAAGCAAUGGGUGGAGCACGUGGAGCUGAAGGCGCCGCUGUACGACGCCGUGUCGCUGCUGUACCGCGGCAUGCAGUCGGAGGAGCAGCAGCGUAUGGGCGAGCGCAUCACGUUCUACCAGGCGGCCAUGGAGCGGCUGCAGGAGGCGGCCGGCGUGGCCAAGCGCGUCAGCGGCGCCGAGGGCAAGCAAGUGUCCGAGUGCCUGACAUUCAUCAUGGACGUGGUCGGCGGCAAACUGAACAACGCCAAGAAGGAGAACGAGUUCAUCUACCACGAGAAGGUGCCGCCCAUCGAGUCACUUCCCGAAAUCAAGGGCGCCUCGCUAGUGAAGGGCAUCCCGUUCGACCUGACGGAUCGCGACGUGUCGGGACCGGACAUCUUCCAGAAGCUGAUCCCGAUGGAGGCGCACGAGCACGCCUCGCUCUACAGCGCCAAGAAGGACGAGCUGCUGCGGUCACUGAUGACCCACGUGGAGGAGAAGGACCAGGAGCUGCUGGUGAUGCUCUCCUCGCUGCAGCUCCAUCAGCUGGAGCUGGUGAAGCCGUUCACGGCGGGGAGUUCGUCAAGCAUCCAGCUGCCCCAGGAGCUGGUGGACUGCGUGGCCUCGCUGCACGCGCGGCCCGGCGCCGUGGCGCAGCUGUCGGAGGUCAUGUCGCGCCUCUCCGGCAUGGCCGUCGACCUGCAGGACAACCUGGACGAGCUGGAGACGCUGCUGAAGGAGGAGGACGGCAAGGAAAAAGAGCACGUGGCGGCGAUGGGCGGCUGCCGGCCGCCCUCCAUGAUCACAGCCGAGCUGCGCCGCGAGUUUACCAAAUACCGCGAGGCGUACGCGCACGCGGCCGAGUCAGACUCGGCCCUUCACCGCGCCAUCUCGGCCCACCUGCCCAACCUCAAUCUGCUGGCGGGGCCGCUGGAGGCGCUGCAGUCGCAGGUGCCGUCUGUGGCGUCCGUGGCGCAGGAACCCGAAUCGGCCGCCGCCAUCGCCGAGCUCCAGAGGAUAGUCGACAAGGUGGAGCAGAUGCGCGGACAGCGCUCCAUGCUCUGCAAUCACCUGCGCGACGCUGUGCAUGGCGACGACAUCACCAAGAAGGUGGUGACGCGCGCCGGCGACGACAUCGACGCCUUCAUCGAGCGCGAGCUUGACAAACACCGCAAACAGGCGGCCGUGAUUGAGCAGAACCUGACGGCGCAGGACAACAUCCUUCGCGCGCUGACCGAGGUAAACGCGGCGUACGCGCCCACGCGCCAGCUCGUCAACGAGGUGCUGGGACAGCACCAGGCACGGGUCUGCGACCUGCUCACCUCGUACCGCGCCCUAGACGAACUGCUCGAUAAGGGCAAACAGGGUGUCCAGUUCUACCACAAACUGCAGGAGAGCGUCAGCAAGCUACUGACGCGAGCCCGCGGCGUCUGCAAAGUGCAAGACGAGGAGCGCGUGUCGACCCUGACGCCGUCCGGCGUCGGCGUGGGCGUCAGCGGCGGCGGCGGUGGCGUCGGCGGCAGCGGCGGUGGCGGGCCGCGUCUGCGCGACUACCUAGCAGCCGGCUACAGGGCCGGCGAGCAGCCGCCGCGCGUGCGGCCGUCACCGCUGGGCAUGGCGCAGUACAUGAGCCCCGGCCACAAGGCGGCGGCGGCGGCCGGGCAGGGCGGCGCAGGCCAGUACGGCUACACCAGCGACCCGUACCUGGCCUUCUACGGCGGCGGUGGCUACACCUCGUGGACACCUUACCAGACGUUCUCUCGUCCGCCGGGCGACAGCCGGCUGCAGCAGGGAGCCGCGUGCUUCUCCAGCCGGCCGAUCGCGUCCGUGGCGCAGACCGGCUCCAGCCACUCGCACAGCUCGCCGGGAACGUCGGGCGCCUCGAGCGGCGCGGCGCCCAGCCCGCUGUACACGCCGCCCAGGCUGGUCGGCUCGGCCGGCGCGCAGACGGCCAUCCACUCCUCGGGCAUCGCGCCCUACGCCCUGGCCACCGGCUACCCGUCCCCCUCGGCGCAGUCGGCCGGCCACGCCAUGCAGCCACCGCACGGCCAGAAGUUGCAGAACGGACAGAUGGCGGCCGCGCAGACGCAGUACUACGCCCGGUAUGGCUAUCAGUACGCGGCCGGGGGACAGCAGCAGCAGGCCGCCAGCCAACAACAGCGGCCCAGCCAGCAGCAGACGCCGGGACAGCAGCAGCAGCAGUAUCAAACGCCGGGACAGCAGCAGCAGCAGCAGCAACAGGUGCCCGGCCAACAGCAGCAUGCUGGGGUCGGCUCUCCGGCGCACAGUGCGGUGUCUGCUCCAGUGCUGAACACUGCCCAGUACGUGCUGCCGUCGGCGGCGCCCCACGCCAGCCAGUCGGCGCCGCUACAGCCGCUCACCGCCCGGCCCGCGCAGCAACAGCCGCAUCAGCCGCACGCUGUGCAGCCAGCCCAGCAGCAGCAGCCACAACAGCAACAGCAGCCCUACGCUGUCCAGCCUGCCCAACAGCAGAAUCAGCCGCAGCAGUCAGUGGCCGCGAACAAAAGUGACCCGAUGUCGCGGAGCGCCGAGCUGCUGGCCGGGCUUGACCUGUCGGCCCCCGCGCCUGUCCCCACUCCGGCCCCGGCCCCGGCACCGCCGCGCGUCGUCACUUCGCAGGCCGAGCGCGAGCGCCGGCAGCUGGCCGACCGCGAGCGGCGCAAGCUGUCGGCCGGCGGCGACCCGUACGGCGACGCCGACAAGCUGCAGCUGUUCGUGCAGGAGGUGGAGCGACUCGACAAGUUUGUCGCCGGUCUGACUAAGAAGUCGCUGAACGGGCCCACCCCGCUGGACAGCAAGUGGAAGGAACUGACGGACCAGCAGGAGGUGGACGGCCGGCGGCUGAAGAUCUCUGUGGCGCGCUGCUACCCGAUGAAGAAUCGCUUCCAGGACGUGCUGCCGUUCGACAGCAGCCUGGUGCCGGUGCCGCUGGUGCGUGACGACUACAUCAACGCCAGCCGGCUGCCGGAGCUGACGGCCGGCAGUCCGGCGCUGGUGGUGACGCAGGCGCCGCUGGCCGUCACUCAGACCGACUUCUGGUGCAUGGUGUGGCACCACCAGGUGGAGCUGGUGGUCUGCCUGCUGCCCGACGCCGAGCUCGAGGGACAGGUGUACUGGCCGACGGAGCGGGGCGCGCCCGUACAGCACGGCCCGCUCCAGCUGACCCUGCAGUCCCAGUCGCCCACCAACGGACGCGUGGAGCGCAUCAUCUCGCUGCUGCACCAGGAGACCAAGAUGUCGCGCGUGGUCAUUCACCUGCAGUUCGCCGGCUGGUCGCGCGCCGCGCUGCCCGCGAGCCCUGCCCCGCUUGUCCAAUUUGUGUCGGAGGUACUGCACUACCACCAGCAGCAGCGCUCGCUGCUCCGUCCGCUGGUGGUGCACUGUUCGGGUGGCGUGGGCCGCUCGGGCGUGUUCUGCCUGCUGGCAGCCGCGCUGGCCGAGGUCAACGCCGGCUCGGGCCUGGUCGACCCCAUGCCAAUUGCCUGCCUGCUCAACACGGCCCGCCGCAACUGUCUGCAGGACAAGCAGCACCUGCUGUUCGCCUACCAGGCGCUGCUGUACGCCGCCCAGGACUUCCUCAUGAAGCGCGGCAUCCUGACCAGCCGAGCCACGUUCGACAACCCGCCGGGCCAGAGCCACCACUCGGGUCACAGCCGGCACCCGUCCGAGGACUUCCUGGCCACCAACAAGACCGUGUGCGAGCUGCAGGCGCGGCUGGGCGCGCUGACGGCCGCCGCCUCGCCCGCCUCGCCCGUGCAUGGCGCCGGCUCCACUGCG
Molecule: messenger RNA, 4816 nt
Organism: Pollicipes pollicipes
Lineage: Eukaryota; Metazoa; Arthropoda; Thecostraca; Pollicipedomorpha; Pollicipedidae
Gene: mop
Product: tyrosine-protein phosphatase non-receptor type protein myopic
Exons: 28
Biological process (GO): endocytic recycling; protein transport to vacuole involved in ubiquitin-dependent protein catabolic process via the multivesicular body sorting pathway; early endosome to late endosome transport
Cellular component (GO): endosome
Molecular function (GO): protein tyrosine phosphatase activity; protein binding
Source: RefSeq, a predicted model, not a curated record